CGCGAGAGCCUGGAAAUGGUCGAAGCAACGUCACAAACGAGGAGCGACAAUAUAAACGCCAACGGCAAACGUCGCGAGACGCGCGAUUACUCUCUUUGGACGAGUUCACAGUUGGGCAAAAUUUGGUCGCAAGUGCACGACGCGUGCAAGAACGUCGUAAAGCUAGCUGCUACGAGCAUCGGCCGUGUUGUGAGGGAUGCACGUAAAUCGGAACGCUCGCAGAGAAAUCCCGUCGAAGUGGCUGACGCGACGCUCGUCGAGAGCGCGUCCUCGUGCGCCGGCAAAAUAUGCGGUGAAACGUGUCGUAAAAAUUUAAUGCGUCCGAGGAGCGGGGAAAAAACGAAGGCGCACCAGGAACGCGCAAUCGGGGACGUGGGAAAAUAUCGCGGGGAUACGGAGGCACCGAUGCGGAAAAACUCGCGGGCCAUUGCACCUUCUCGCCGCGAUGUGCGGAGGCACGCGUAUCAAAGCGCCGAAAAAGAGGAGAACGGGGAGUCUUGUGUGAAUUACAGCGGUACGAUUAAUAAGUAUGAACGUGACAGGUAUCAGGAUAUCGUAGAAUUUCCGCCACGGAGUGAAACGUAUAGCCGCGAUGAGGAGGUACAUUCUCAAUCUCGUUCGAGUGAGUCCUUCGCGUAUCACGAGAACUCCACGUACCCAGGACUUCGCAACAGAGGCGGCAGCGACGAUAACCAAGACUUUGCGAGAGGCACCGUAGAUGAGAAAUCUGUGCAACGUAUUUACGAAGAUGCAGGAUCCGUUAGGCCUCAAAAUUUCAUUUCCAAAAAAUCGCAGCAUGUGAUCUGUUACGAAUUGUCUGUAGUGUCUGUAACCACUGAUCGCCAAGCGAUUCGCGCGGACAUGCCGGCUGCCUCGCGAAAUAAUCCGCACGAGCCUCAAUCGGCGAGCAUAUCCUCUCCGGAAGAUAACGAGGAGCGAGCGGAAAGAUCCGCGGCGCCUGAACAAACGAGAUCUCGCGACGAAACGAAAACGCGCGAGAGUAUCGAGGACACGAUCGGCGCGGAGACCGAAAGGAGCUUCACGCCGGCGAUUGCGGAUGCAUCCUCGGCGGAAGCGAAUCCCGCGGUUCACUCAUCGCGAAACGAUCCGGACGAACCGACAGCGUCGACUUCCAAAUGGGAGACAUCAUCCGUUUCAUUGGGAAAAUCGCGAAAAAAUCGUCCCGGUGGCAAAUCGCCGUUCUGCGCGACAACGAUGAAAUUCUGGAGGAGGCGAUUGCCCGUGGAUAAUAAGACCACCGCGCCUGUGCUUAAACGGAGCAGAAGGAGCAUCGGAAGAAAGGAACUAUCGAGCACUUACGGCAGCGGAGUGAAGAUUAUGCAAAUAGAACCGUCUACUGUGCAAACCGCUCGAGAAGGCAAUAAGAGGCGAGCCUACGUAAACAUUCAAGUGCAAACACCUGACGCGAUUGUUACGGGGAUUUUAUCGGAAUUUAUUCUCAGCGGCGAGAAGAGGAGGAGGGUGUUGAUGAGCAUAAUGCUGCAAUCGGAAUCGGACGACGAGAAGGAAGCGGAAACGCAAACGUCAUCAAACGACAUUACUUCCGGAGAGAUCAGCUAUCCGGACAAGCGUCCGUGUUCGAUCACGAAGACCGUGCAAUGUUUCAUGUGCGAUAAGCCAGAUUGUUACGAAAUAAGGCAAUCGGAUAAUUCGAUCUCUUUAGAAGAGGCGUUAAUCGCAGAGUAUCCAGAAACGUCUGAAUUAAACGAUUAUUUGGCGGAACGAAAAGCAGAUGUUAAAAUUCCCCCAUGAUUUAUGUACAUGUUUUGGAAACUUUCUUUAUAUAAAUUUAUAUAAAUUGCUCUCAAUAGAGCAAUUCAUAUAAAUUAAUAUAUCUAU
This is a messenger RNA of Wasmannia auropunctata (little fire ant), 1860 nucleotides long. RefSeq lists its product as uncharacterized. Lineage: Eukaryota; Metazoa; Arthropoda; Insecta; Hymenoptera; Formicidae. The record is from RefSeq and is a predicted model, not a curated record. The coding region runs from base 16 to 1773 and encodes 585 amino acids. The transcript has 3 exons.